Gigantopelta aegis is the source of this 1530-nucleotide messenger RNA. RefSeq names its product tigger transposable element-derived protein 6-like. Gene Ontology annotation, molecular function: DNA binding. Gene Ontology annotation, cellular component: nucleus. Lineage: Eukaryota; Metazoa; Mollusca; Gastropoda; Neomphalida; Peltospiridae. The transcript has a single exon. Bases 1 to 1530 code for a protein of 509 amino acids. The record is from RefSeq and is a predicted model, not a curated record.
AUGACGGAACGUCCAGCUAAACGUCGCCGUGUUGAACUCUCGCUCAAUGAUAAACUCAAAAUAAUUAAAAUUUUAGAAAGUGUACCUAAACCAACGUUAAGAUCUUUGAGUGAAAAGUUUAGUAUUGGCAAAUCAACAGUUGGAGAUAUCAUCAAAAAACGAGAGGUUUAUAAGGCAGAGUUUGAAAAGAAUAUUAGCGAUAAUAAACGGUGGUUUAAUAACGCAUGUAAAUUUGAUAAGCUCAAUGAACUGGUAUGGCAGUGGUUCUGUCAAGCUUGCGCUAAAAACAUCCCGAUUUCUAGUCCCAUCAUCCAAGAGAAGGCCCGUGAAUUUGCCAAAGAACUUGCAGCUGCAGAUUUCAAGGGCUCGAAUGGCUGGCUGGACAGGUGGAAGUGCAGGUAUUCUGUGAAAUGUUUCCAGGUCAGUGGUGAGAGUGCUGGAGUGGACGUGGCGGUGGUGGAAGACUACAAAGCCAGAAUCCCGGAUGUUGUUAGCGGCUACGCACCAAAAGACGUGUUUAACUGUGAUGAAACAGGCCUGUAUUUCCGCGCUCUACCAACCAAAACCCUCUCGGUGAAGGGCGAAUCGUCUAAAGGAUGCAAGUCGUCGAAAGAACGAGUGACUGUUAUGUUUGCUUGCAGUGCAACGGGAGAGAAAUUGAAGGCGCUGGUUAUUGGAAAAUCACAGAAACCUCGAUGCUUCAAGAAUGUAAACGUAGAUACAUUACCUGUUACGUAUGUUGCCAACAAAAAGGCGUGGAUGACCAUCGCAUUAUUCACGGCAUGGAUAACAAGUGUUAAUAAAAUAAUGAGACAACAGAAACGGAAAAUAAUCAUGCCGUUAGACAAUGCGACGUCACAUGGGCCAAACCUUGAACUUAGCAAUGUUACUUUGAAAUAUCUACCCGCGAACACAACUUCACACCUUCAGCCUCUUGACCAGGGGAUUAUUCGCGCCUUUAAAGCCAGGUACCGCCGACACAUGCCCCGUUAUCUUGUGACGAGGAUUGACGUUGUCGGGAAUGCACCUGACCUGUGUAAACAGCUGACACUGCUGGACGCUAUUCACUGGAUUUCACGGGCUUGGAACGAAACGAAGCCGAGUACGAUCAGCAAGUGUUUCUCCGUCGCUGGUCUCUCGCCGACCGACGAAUCGGUGCUUGAAGACGAUGACGACGACGACAUUCCGUUAUUACGACUAGCACGCGAACUCGUCACUGCCGACGUGGACACUGACAUCUUGACCAGCUUCGACGAUGACGUGCCGAUUGAAGACUGCACAAACGAGUGGGAGAGAGAACUAGUGGCCAACUUCCGUGGGGACGAAAUACCCAAUGACGGAAGCGACAACGAAUCCGAACAAGAUGUAUCUGUUCCGGGAAACGAUCUCAGCUAUCCUUACGUGUUGAACAUGCUUCAGAUUUUAAAGGACUAUGCAAUACAGAAAGAUGAACGUUUCCUAUUGCAUGUACAGGAAUUAGAAAAUUUAACGCAGGCAACCAUUGUUAUACACAGAUGUGAAAGACAAUAG